Microcebus murinus (gray mouse lemur) is the source of this 3626-nucleotide messenger RNA. RefSeq names its product lysyl oxidase like 4 (gene LOXL4). Gene Ontology annotation, cellular component: membrane. Lineage: Eukaryota; Metazoa; Chordata; Mammalia; Primates; Cheirogaleidae. Gene Ontology annotation, biological process: peptidyl-lysine oxidation; collagen fibril organization. Gene Ontology annotation, molecular function: protein-lysine 6-oxidase activity; copper ion binding. The record is from RefSeq and is a predicted model, not a curated record.
GGGGCCGCGGGCGGCAGGCGGAUAAAAGGGCCCCGGGCGCCUCGCAGGCCGGUUCGCGCCGCUAGCCCGCGCCCGCCCAGCCCUGCGACGGUCCGCGCUCCAGCUGGUACCGUGGCCCCCACUGCCCUUGAGGUCACCGAGAUGUGGUCCCCGCCAGCCACGCUCUCCCUGUUCCUGCUGCUGCUGGGCCAGGCCCCUCCCAGCAGGCCACAGUCUCCGGCCUCCACGAGGCUCCGGCUGGUGGGCUCCGGGAGCAGGCCAGAGGAGGGCCGCCUGGAGGUGCUGCACCAGGGCCAGUGGGGCACCGUGUGUGACGAUGACUUCGCUCUCCAGGAGGCCACAGUGGCCUGCCGCCAGCUGGGCUUCGAAGCUGCCUUGACCUGGGCCCACAGUGCCAAGUAUGGCCAAGGGGAGGGGCCCAUCUGGCUGGACAAUGUGCACUGUGCGGGCACGGAGAGCUCCCUGGACCAGUGUGGGUCUAAUGGCUGGGGUGUCAGCGACUGCAGCCACUCAGAAGACGUAGGUGUUGUGUGCCACCCCCAGCGCCAGCGUGGCCUUUCUGAGAAGGUCUCCAAUGCCCUUGGGCCCCAGGGCCGGCGGCUGGAGGAGGUGCGGCUCAAGCCCAUCCUUGCCAGCGCCAGGCGGCGUAGCCCAGUGACCGAGGGCGCUGUGGAGGUGAAGUACGAGGGCCACUGGCGGCAGGUGUGUGACCAGGGCUGGACCAUGAACAACAGCAGGGUGGUGUGCGGGAUGCUGGGCUUUCCCAGUGAGCUGCCUGUCAACAGCCACUACUAUAGGAAAGUCUGGAACCUGAAGAUGAAGGACCCCAAGUAUAGGCUGAAGAGCCUGACAAAUAAGAACUCCUUCUGGAUCCACCGUGUCAACUGCCUGGGGACAGAGCCCCACAUGGCCAAGUGCCAGGUGCAGGUGGCUCCCGCACAGGCCAAGCUGCAUCCGGCCUGCCCGGGUGGCAUGCACGCUGUGGUCAGCUGUGUGGCAGGGCCUCGCUUCCGCUCACCAAAGGUGAAGCCACGACGCAAGGAGCCCUGGGCAGAGGAGCCCAAGGUGCGCCUGCGCUCCGGGGCCCAGGUGGGCGAGGGCCGGGUGGAAGUGCUCAUGAACCGCCAGUGGGGCACGAUCUGUGACCACAGGUGGAACCUCAUCUCCGCCAGUGUCGUGUGUCGGCAGCUUGGCUUUGGCUCUGCUCGGGAGGCCCUCUUUGGGGCCCAGCUGGGCCAAGGGCUGGGGCCCAUCCACCUGAGCGAGGUGCGCUGCAGGGGACAUGAGCGGACCCUCAGUGACUGCGUCACCCUGAAAGGGUCCCAGAAUGGGUGCCAACAUGAGAAUGACGCUGCCGUUAGGUGCAACGUCCCUGACAUGGGCUUCCAGAAUCAGGUGCGCUUGGCCGGGGGGCGCAGCCCUGAGGAGGGCGUGGUGGAGGUGCAGGUGGAGGUGAACGGGGUCCAACGCUGGGGGAGCGUGUGCAGUGACCACUGGGGGCUCACCGAAGCCAUGGUGGCCUGCCGACAGCUCGGCCUGGGCUUUGCCAACCACGCCAUCAAGGACACCUGGUACUGGCAGGGGACGCCGGGGGCUGGAGAAGUGGUGAUGAGCGGGGUGCGCUGCUCGGGCACAGAGCUGGCCCUGCAGCAGUGCCAGAGGCACGGGCCGGUGCACUGCUCCCACGGCACCGGGCGCUUCUCGGCCGGAGUCUCGUGCUCGGACAGUGCUCCCGACCUGGUGAUGAACGCCCGGCUGGUGCAGGAGACAGCCUACUUGGAGGACCGGCCGCUCAGCCUGCUGUACUGUGCCCACGAGGAGAACUGCCUCUCCCAGUCUGCUGACCGCAUGGACUGGCCCUACGGGCACCGGCGCCUACUGCGCUUCUCCACACAGAUCUACAACCUGGGCCGGGCCGACUUUCGGCCAAAGACUGGACGCCACAGCUGGAUUUGGCACCAGUGCCACAGGCACUACCACAGCAUUGAGGUCUUCACCCACUACGACCUGCUCACUCUCAAUGGCUCCAAGGUGGCUGAGGGCCACAAGGCCAGCUUCUGUUUAGAGGACACAAAUUGCCCCACAGGACUGCAGCGGCGCUACGCGUGUGCCAACUUUGGGGAACAGGGAGUGACUGUAGGCUGCUGGGACACCUACCGGCAUGACAUUGAUUGCCAGUGGGUGGAUAUCACAGAUGUGGGCCCUGGGGACUAUUUCUUCCAGGUGGUGGUGAACCCCAAGUAUGAGGUGGCAGAGUCAGAUUUCUCCAACAACAUGAUGCGUUGCCGCUGCAAGUAUGAUGGGCACCGGGUCUGGCUACACAACUGCCACACAGGAGAUUCAUACCCAGCCGAUGCAGAGCACUCCCUGGAGCAGGAACAGCGUCUCAGGAACAACCUCAUCUAAAGCCGUCACUGCACACUCCUAGCUGCUGUCCACACACCAGAUACCUCAGCUUAUUGGAGCCAUGCCCUUCACAGAGCCCUAACUCAGAGGAAAAGGGGCCAGUGCCAAGGGGCACCAAGAACCUGCUCAGGAAGCCUUUUGAUGGCAAGAUCACCAAUCCAGAUGGUAUUGCUCCUGCAGAAUGGCUCUGGGCCUGUCCCCCAAGGGCCUGUGGCCUAUGGAGCAUGGCUUCCAGGCUUUGUUCAGCUGAGCUCCUCUUCCAUAAGGAGACCCAGUCUUUCCUGGAUCUUGCUGCAGUGUUCCUGGGUUCAGGAGCUCUCAGUUCCUCAAGGAUGGACUACGGCCCUGUCCCCCAUCUAAGUGGUGCUUGCAGAUGUCUUGGAGGAGUAGAAGACAGAGGACCAAAAUACACAGUAGGUGGGGUUAGCUCUGUGCUAGGAGCUCAAAGCAACAUAAUUUGUGUCAAAGUCACAAGUGGCAGAGAAGCUGGUGAAUUCUGUUCCUUGCUUCAUCUGUCUUCAUUUAGAACUCACCUCUUACACUCUGCUAAGAGUCCAUUCUUCAGUGUCCUCACCUUUACCCUAUUGCACACAUGGAUGCUUCUGACUCCCCUGGAAGCUUAGGCCUCAGGCAUCCCCUGAUUGCCUGAUGAGCCACCACCACCAGUUAUUGAGUGCUUGAGAAGAGGCAAGUUUCACAGAAGUGGCCAGAGAGGGCCUUCCUGCAGAGCACCGAGAGUAGGCCUCAGAAAGACUGCUGAGGUAAUAUGGACCCUAGCCCCUGCCAAGGAAAACAUAUGUGCCAUUUACCUGGCAGGCAAUCCAAUCUCUCUCAGGAUCACCAUGCAUCUCAGGACUGGCCUAAAUUCCAAGUCUCAACCAAGUACCUGGAAUGAAUUUUUCAUUGCAUAAAUUUUUGCAAUGGAAAGAACAUCGGUCAAACAAGCCACUCAUCUCUACAGAAAUAUGUAGACAGGUCUAGUAGAAUGAGACAGAAGACUAUGGAGAAAGCAGAAGAACAUUCAAUUUAGUUAAGGAUAGAACCCAGAAAAGAGCACCAUCCCUGCUUGAAUGUGGCUGUGAUAUGCUCUUGCUCAGGUGGCAUAAAAUCCAAUGGUCUUCUUGACAUGAUUCUUGAGCUUUUCUCCACUGAGACAUACUUAAGAGAUGAUCUUACAGGUCUGACACCCUAAUGCCAAUAAAGGUUAUGACUGCUACAAA